Fopius arisanus is the source of this 5762-nucleotide messenger RNA. It is a transcript of the gene rin, whose product is annotated as ras GTPase-activating protein-binding protein 2. The record is from RefSeq and is a predicted model, not a curated record. Gene Ontology annotation, cellular component: ribonucleoprotein complex; cytosol. Gene Ontology annotation, molecular function: mRNA binding. NCBI's taxonomy places the organism in Eukaryota, Metazoa, Arthropoda, Insecta, Hymenoptera, Braconidae. Bases 582 to 2363 code for a protein of 593 amino acids. The transcript is spliced from 4 exons.
CGGCUCAUACGGUGUAGUGUAUAAUUUCAGUGUACAGGGUUCUGCUGUGUGCUGACACCACGAGUGCUCCUCCGGUUGAUUUUUUUUUUUCAAGUAACACAAACAGACGGAAUAAGAAAUAAGCCAUAACUAUUCUAUAUCCCCCUCUCUCAAAAAUCAAGUACUAAACUCUGGGAAUAGCCAAUAGGUUUAAUGUUUGUACAUUAAUUUUUGUAUUCAAUAAAUUUUUACCAAUAUACGUUUUAAUCGUUAGGAGAUUGUACAUUUUUUUUUUGUCUAGAAUUAUUGAGGGUUAGUGGGAGCGUACUAGACGUUUGUUGUUUGAUCCAUUUAUUACGUGGGAAAUAUUGCGAGAUCUCGUUAUUUUUCACGGUAUCAGGAGUCCCGGCUCGAUUCUAACCGACAUUCCCAAGCUCGGACACCUCUGACACCCGAGGGAAAGAAUUUUCCAGAGGCAAUCACACUAGAGGAGAGGAAAGUCGCUUCGCCUCACUCUACAGCGAAUUGCAAGAGGACAACUGACCGAGUUGGAAGGAAAAAAAUUCGCGUGGAAACUGUAAUACCAAGGUGAUAUAAAGGAAAUGGUCAUGGAGGCAACCCCCUCGGCUCAGUCUGUUGGUCGUGAGUUUGUUCGACAAUACUACACGUUGCUCAACCGAGCCCCAGUUCAUGUACACAGAUUCUACAGCAACAAAUCAUCAUAUCUCCAUGGAGGAUUGAGUACAACUGAUCGUGAGAUUAUUCCGGCAAUUGGGCAGAAAGAGAUUCAUCAGAAGAUUCAGCAGCUGAAUUUCCAUGAUUGUCAUGCCAAAAUAACUCAAGUGGAUUCUCAGGCUACUAUGGGAGGUGGUGUGGUGGUUCAGGUAGCAGGAGAACUGUCGAAUGCAGGACAACCAAUGCGUCGUUUCACUCAAACAUUUGUACUGGCAGCGCAGGCUCCAAAGACGUAUUACGUCCACAACGACAUUUUCCGUUACCAGGAUCUCGGCUUUCCGGACGAGGAGGAGGGCGAGCUGGAGAGUGAAACAGGACUGGGUGAGGGUGGUGAGCGUGACGGUGGUGAAGGCCGAUCUGAAGCUGAAGAGGACGAGAGUCAUCAUGGGACGACAGUGCAGACGGUUGGAGAGCAGCAACAGGCCCACGGCAAUCUCAUUCCAACUCAACAGCCAGCUCUUGCUCAACCCCAGCAGCAGCAAAUAUACUACCCUCCACCACCUCAGCAACAGGUCCACCCAGGCCUUCAGCCAGUGAUCAACGGAAAUGUUCACGAGGAGACUGCCAUUAUCAGUCAACCAGCUCUGGCUCCACCUCAACAGCCAGCGAUUCAGCAUCAGUAUGUUACAGAACCAGCUCAAGAGUCAUUCACUCAAGAACAGGACAGCACCCCGACAGAGCCCCCACAACAGGCACCUCAGUCCGUUGAGGAGGAUAUUCCUCCAGAGGAGACAAAUGAACUGCAGGAAAGCGAGAGCUUCCAAAGCUCCUCGAUCGAGCCGGAGGGUGACCUCCAUGCUGCUGCCAAUGGCAGUAAAGUUAGAUCCUAUGCACGAACGGUGAGAUCCAAUGUCAUCACUGGUCAUACUCCACAAGUCUCCAAAUUGUCCAUGUCACCUCCACCCAUGUCCAUGCCCAUUGAUGAUCGAGCCAUGGGAACGAAGACGACAAGUUCUACGACAGUUUCCUCCGGUAUUAUGUCUUCCGGCCCACCACAAAUUCAUCGAAUGGCCAGUCAGACACAGCAGCAGCCACAGCAGCAACCACAGCCACUGGCCCAACAGCAACGACCAACUCGUGUAGGACCUCCUCAAAAAGAGAAUCGUGGACGUCGCGAGUGGCCUGACACUAACCAGCUCUUUGUUGGCAAUGUUCCCCAUCAAGCGACAGAAACAGAACUCAGAAAAAUCUUUGAACGAUACGGCCGAGUUGUUGAUUUACACAUCCACUGCAAGGCCAAUGAUAGAGCUAAGGGCCCACAGGGACAGAACAACUCUGGGAGAGUACCUAACUACGGAUUUGUCACCUUUGAAGAUGCCAACGUUGUGCAAAAGGUUCUAGAUGCACUUCCCAUUGGAUAUCCUGAUGAAAAUGGUCUCAAGCUCAAUAUCGAAGAGAAGAAAAAUAGACCGAGGGGUCCUGGAGAUAAUAUCCGGUCGAAUCAGAAUGAUGGUAAUAUGAGGUCAUCCAUGGGAGGACAGCAGCAACAAUCACAACAGCGUGGUCCAGGUGGCCCUGGUGGUCCAAUGAGAGGCCCUCAACACGGUUCAAGAGGUGGUCGUGGUGGAUUUCAACGUGGUGAUGGUGGUCGAGGUGGGAUGAGACAACAAAAUAAUAUGGGCAGUGCAGCUUAUCAAAAUCGCCGUUAAAAUCCGCCUCGCAAUCUCUACUUUUCCCCAUUUUCAAACUACGACGCCAAUUACUUUCCCUUCCAGACACGAAUCGACAAAACGAUGAAAAACAAAAAAAAGGAAAGAAAAUAGGAAAAGUUAAAAAAAAAGAGUACAUAUAAACUUAAUUAAUGCCGUUGGACGGAUCAAUAGAGGAGUAAACAUACCAGAGACAAAGACACUAUUAACCAUGAUGAUGUUGAUCAUAAAGAAGAAACAAAGCAAACUCAAUCGUUGACGAAUGUGUAAUCGAAUCAAGUUUUUCAUUUCGUUUUUUUUGGAUGGAGAAUGUUAAAAUAAUCCCCCCCCUUCAAAAUUGUAUCACGGGGCUUCGGAAUAAUUUCCCGGGCUCAAGCAAUCCAUUAUCUAUCUAUCGAUAUUAACUAAAAUAAAUUCUUGAAUUUAUAUAAAACAAAAUGAUAAUUGUUUACACCUCAUCAAUUAAUUGUUCUUACCUUCUGAAGCCCCGUGCAUCGAUCCAAUUAUUGUUUACAUAGGACGCGCCCAUUUCAUUAUUAUAUUUAAUUUUUACGGAUCCCUCGAACGCCGUCCGACCCUGACGGUCAACAUAAACAUCAUGUGGAUAUAGCAUACUAUUUCAUUUUGGUUUCUUGGGAAUUAGAAUGGCAAGUGGCAGAGAGAACUUCUAGAUAUUAUUAUUAAAAUUGAUUUCUAAAGGCUUUUAAGAGAACUGAGGAUUGAUAAAUUUGGGGUGCAUUCCCCACUUUCAGAUCACGUGCCAAUAAAACUCACACUGUCAAUAUUAUCAUUUUAUUUCCCAAUGAAGCAGUAAUCAGUGGUGAAGUGGUAAAACGUCAGAUUUGGGAAAAAAAUGGCAAGACAAUUUUACCGCAUCAGAACUGAAAUGAUCGACAUUUAUUUUGCUUCGUAACAAUAAUAAGGCGAAAAGUGGUUCUUCAUGUAAAAAAUAAAAAUAAAUAAGCCAGAAAACGAAGUCAAGCCAUAAUAAAAGACAUUGAAGGUACAGAAUGAUAAAUCAUACGAGAUAAUAGGCUUAACUUGUUUUAACGCACGUAGAGAAUCGUUGCACCUCCCGAGUGUUAAUUGACGAAGAUAUCCAAGUGAUCAAAAUAUUUGGUUAAAUAUCGUGAUUAUUUGAAUUCCUUCACCAACUCUACGGCUUUUUCACGAUUAUUUAAAGAGGAAAUGAGAACAUUUUUUCAAUUGUAGAAUUAAAUGAUGAAUCCUGCUUCGAACUGCCGAGAUCAAUCGGCCGGUAUCGAUUGAAUCAUCAUUAACUCGACAAAAUAGAAACAAACACUUAACUGCAGCUGGUCUCGCCAUUUUUCCCUUUUUCAUCAUUCAAAAUUGUACAUUUCCAUGAAGAGGUCUAUCAGAACUUUAGCCUUCCAAUUUCCUCGAUGAAAUUAUCGAUAUUGAAACAUGAAUAAUACUUGCUAAAUCAUCACUAAAUCAUUAUCAGGAAAUAAUCGCCAAGCAAUCGCAUCGUAUCAAUAAAAAUAUUAUCAUUGAAAUAAAAUUGACAAAUUGAAAGAAAAUAGCCCCUGCCCACAGUCGCAAUUAAAUUUCAACACUGAGAAUAAUUCUUUCAAAUUGAUAUAAAAUAAAAAAUUACAUCAUCAACUAGUCGUACCGAUGGAUGAGAAAUGAAACAGAAUAAUACCUGCAAUAUGGUUCAAGUGUUUUUCAUUUCUCCUCUGUGUUUACUACCUGUUUACUAAUAAAUUCAUUCUUAUGUUUAUUUUUAUUAAUUAAACGUAGACGUAGAGUUCACGAAGUAAUAGACAUUAAUUAAUUACUGUAGAGCUUAUAGACAUAACACGAUGUGACAAGUUGAUGAUGGAAGAAUUUUGUUUUCAAGAGAAAAUUUAGAAAAUUAUACUGUAUGGAACAUCCUAAUAUGAGAUCUCCACACAGUGAAUUGAGCGUUAUCUUUCUCCAUAAUCGAAACAUUUUAAUAUGUAACCAGUGUGCCUAUUCUCGUGCAAGAUUUCAAUAGGAAGGGAAGGAUAAAAAAACCGCAUCGGAUUAUUAGGUACAUGUAAAACGAUAGGUUUGAAAGAAAAAAACUGAUAGCUGCAAUGACGGUUCACUUUAUCUCAUCUUGCAUCAAAUAAAAUUUGAACAAUAUCCAUUUCUAAAUUAAUCGUGAAGGUUGCAUGCCUCUUGCUUAUUCUAAUAACUGUGAUAAAAUGUAGCUGCAGAACAAUAAAUUGAUGGAAAAUUGAAGAAUAUAAAUAAUGAAAAAAUGUCUGACAACGGCAAGAUGGUAAUAAAACCGAUGAAUAAAUUUCCGAGGUAAUUUGGGGAAUUUUUUCUUCCAAUUUUCAUUCAAUCGUCUCAAGCAGGGAGCGAUAAUAAAAUUAAUUCAAUCAUAAAGUCGAUCAAUAGUCGAGUAGCAUGGAGAAAACGUUCAAUUUUUAAUCAGAUAAAAUGAUGAAUUUUUCUGCGAUCUUUUACUCGUUUCCACUUUCAUAUUGAAAAAUAGAGAAACGUGUGAGUGGUUUUUGUACCGAAUAUUGCGACUGUGGGCGACUAUUCCUGCAGAAUACGAUUCCUCUGGCCUAUCGUUUUAUGAUACGAAAAAGGAACAUGCAAAUCAAGAUGAGGAGACGUAGUUUCACCUCUUUCGAAGCUCUCUCUUUAGGUUCCUCUAUUCAUCACAAAUAAAUUGAUAAACCGGGAGUCAGUCGAACCUGCUGUAAAAUAUAGAUUUGUCGCACUCGAGGGCAGGAGAUGCAUCGAAAGAGGCUCGUAAUGAAACGAUAAUAAAUUUAUGAUUAAACUCCAUGAAUUUUAAUGGAAAUCAAAGUUGAAAAAAUUGUGAUUGAGAUCAAAUGAAUUGCAGUGUCUCAAUCUCUUCUUUUUUACUUUAAUGCCAAGUGAUUCCUCUGAUUGAAAUAAAUAAUGAAAGGUGAGGAGUUUCUAACUCUCGUAACUACUCAUUUUUUGUUCUAUCGCAAACUCGAAAGAAAAAUAAGAAGAAGGAAAAACAGCGAAUUUCGUGGGUUUCCUUUUACUUAGAGUAAAAAUUUGAUAAUGGAAAGAGAGUAAAACUGAAAACAACAAAAAAAAAACUGCAAAAGACAAGAAAAUUAAAAAAAUAACACGACACAAUUAAUUGUAACGACUAAUUGAGGAACAUUACGACGGUGAUAAAUCUAAGUUGUGAAUUUUUGUAGAAUAUACGACAUAUUUUUAGUUCGACCAGUCUCAACAAUUUUCUUUAAACAAUUUCGUUUUUGUGGACAAUGUUAAACUUGCGAAAAAUAACCGAUGUGUUGAGCCGUAACGAAGAUAGAAUACAAAUUGAAGAGAAGAUUACGAAUAACAACAAAACGUCAAAUGUAUUGUAACUUUUUGCAUUUAGUAUAAUAUACCUAUCUUACUACCAGA